Molecule: messenger RNA, 951 nt
Organism: Orycteropus afer afer
Lineage: Eukaryota; Metazoa; Chordata; Mammalia; Tubulidentata; Orycteropodidae
Gene: SPATA22
Product: spermatogenesis associated 22
Exons: 8
Coding region: 1-951 (316 amino acids)
Biological process (GO): regulation of meiotic cell cycle; homologous chromosome pairing at meiosis; gamete generation
Source: RefSeq, a predicted model, not a curated record
AUGAAGAGAAACGUAAAUGAAAGUUCAACUCGAAGUACAGCAGGCUGUUUGCCUGUACCAUUGUUCAAUCAGAAAAAAAGGAACAGACAGCCAUUAACUUCUAAUCCACUUCAAAAUGAUGCAGCUAUCAGUACUGCUUCUGACAAUUAUGAUUUCCCUCCUUUACCAACAGAUUGGGCCUGGGAAGCUGUGAGUCCAGAGUUGCCUCCUUUAUCAAAAACAAUGAACACAGGGCCAAUACCACAUUCAGUUUCUCGUCCUCUGAGAAGUCAAGAUUCCAUGUCUAAAUCUAUUCAGUCAAAUACUGAAAUAAACCAGAGUGGUUGGAGCUACAGAGGUGGCAAUAAAAAUUCCAGCUUGAAAAGUUGGGAUGGAAAUGAUUUUAAGCCUCAAUGCAAAAGAACAAACCUGAUGGCAAAUGAUGGAAUAAAUUCUUGUCCAAGGAGCUUGGGAGCUCAACAGAAGCAAUUAAGACUAUCUGAACAUCCUAAAUUAUCUCACCAAAGAGAAACUGAAGUACUCCAGCAAACACGUUCAUCAAACAUAUCUGGCUCCACAGUGAGGGCUAUAGACAAAAACAAUAAAUUACAGGGAUUUAAGUCCAAUUUUCAACAAAAUCAAUUUAAGAAAAAAAUGUUGGAUGAUACUCCAGAAGAAAACACUCUCAAGAAAGAGGCCUCAUUGUGUCAGUUAAAACUUAAGGAAAAAGAUAAUUCUUUAAGAAUUAUAUCCGUCGUUAUUGAAAGCAUGAGGUACUGGCGUGAACAUGCACCGAAAGCGAUACUUCUUUUUGAAAUAUUAGGUAACAUACCUGUCAGUGAAAGCUUGAACUAUAGCUGUGGAAUAGAAUAUGAUAAUUGGUUGAAGCCAAGGAUCACCCCUGGAUCUGAGGAUGGCGACAAAUUCUAUCUGAAUCAUUUGGCUAAAAAUGGCAUAGGAGAAGUUUCCUAA